Musca vetustissima is the source of this 1006-nucleotide messenger RNA. Its product is annotated as lysosome-associated membrane glycoprotein 1-like. Gene Ontology annotation, cellular component: membrane. The record is from RefSeq and is a predicted model, not a curated record. The transcript is spliced from 4 exons. The coding region runs from base 37 to 996 and encodes 319 amino acids. Lineage: Eukaryota; Metazoa; Arthropoda; Insecta; Diptera; Muscidae.
AUUACAUAUUUGAACAACAACAAAAACAACUGAAAAAUGUUUUAUAAAACCUCCAUUUUCCUGCUGCUAUCAACGGCCUGCUUGUUAACAGCGGCUCAAAUGAGCGUCAAUUUGAGCAAAGCUGAAGUACCUUCUACAACAAUUUUACCUGAGAAGCAUACAACAAAAAGCACCACAAGCACUACAACAACUACCACCACCACAACAACAACUACAGAAGCACCCACAACUACUCCGGCCCCAACAACAACUACAACAACAGCCGCUCCCACAACCACUACAAGUGCACCCGAUACAACAACACCAGCACCAGUUCCGACCACCACAGUUAAACCAGUACCACCCAAACCCUAUCCCGAACCCGAGGUGGCAACAUGGAAUGCAUCAUGCAUUAUGGUUAAAAUGGCAGUACAAUUGAAUUUCACUUAUGAAACCAAAGAUAAUAAAAUGGUUUAUGGCUUAUAUAACAUUCCCAAGGAUGCCGCUGUUGAUCAUGUUGACUGUGAUAAGAAUACCACACAAUCUAUGCAAAUUAAUUGGGGACCCGCCACUGCUCAACACAUUAUGGUAAUGAAUUUCGAACGUGCUAAUGGCUCGACCAACAUGACCAUGAUGAUGUUUACAUUGCCAUUGUUGAAUACCACUUUCCCAGAUGCUAAAGAAAACCAAACUAUUCAGCUAAUUCAUCGUUCCAACGAAUUCAAUGCACCAUUGAAAAUGUCCUAUCACUGCACCCGUCCACAAUAUUUCAAUUUGACUGAAACAAUUGAUUCGCAAGUGAUUGGCGUUGCCAAAGUACGUGAUGUUCAGGUAGAAGCUUUCCGUGCAGCUGGUGCUACUGGUUUCUCGACCGCUCGUGAUUGUGAUAGUUCUGAAACAUCAGAUGUUGCACCAAUUGCUGUUGGCAUUGCCCUGGGUGCAUUGAUUUUGAUUGUAUUGAUCUCAUAUUUGUGUGCUCGUCGUCGUUCUACCUCUCGUGGUUAUAUGAGCUUCUAAGCAGCAGCAG